Messenger RNA from Pocillopora meandrina, 3625 nucleotides. Lineage: Eukaryota; Metazoa; Cnidaria; Anthozoa; Scleractinia; Pocilloporidae. The record is from the annotation of a GenBank genome assembly.
CCCACAUCAAGAACUAUACCAGAGUAAGCUGAGCAGGCCACAAAUUCAACAUGGUUCUCCAGCAAUGUUUGGCAUGUAACACAGUGGUAAGUUUUAAACAAAUUUUGUCUCGAAAUAAGAUCAUUAUUCUACAAGAAUGGUCUACGUCGCUAAUAUUCAAAUUUGUCGUCGGUCGUUAAUUUUCAUAAUCGCAUGAUCAACGGCCCUCAGUCCGUCACACAACAUCGCACAACGCGCAUUACAUCGUUGCUCGAAAAGUUAAACAUCACCGAGAAUUAACCAAAGGGAAGUAAGAAAAUCGGCUGACAUGGCUGGGGUUUGAAUUAAAGAUUUCGAGGUACAAACAUGGCAAAAGACAAACUUAAAUGCACGUGCAAUUAGCGAGUGUUGGCGGGCGGGUGAAGCGACGGAGGCGGCUAACCCAGUACCGAUCACUUCAAAUGAACUGAGAAAACUUUUUACGAAGCAGCCUCUCCUCUGCACGAAUAUUGACCGCCUGUAGUCAUAUUUUAUAUACUACGCUUAUUCUAAACAAAAGUAAUUUGUUCGCAGUGAAGAAAAAUUCAAGAUAUAACUUGUCAGCAGAAAUGUUCGGUGGGCGUAACAAAGACAUCAUCAACCUAGAUUUCAGUUGGAACCCUUCUCGGUGAUUUGUCGAACGCACAAGCGAAAUGCUUUACAAAGAAAUCCUUGACGCAAUAUGUAUUCACACUGAACAAAUUUGGCUUCGAGUUUCCCUUCUAGUAAGCCUCAGCUGAAAUUUAACUGCGUCCCAAAAUAUCGGAAUCGACCUGACCUCUAUCCCUGAUGCGCGCCUCAGCGAGCCAGACAAAACGCGUCCUUUCACAGUCUUCCAUUUUCCAAAAUUGAUGUCAAUAUUAUGUACAAUUAUGACAAAUUAACCUUAACAGAAGAAUUUCAUUCGUUUCGUUUUUCAGCGUCGAAUGCCCGAGAUUUUUUCAGCAUUUCUAGCUUUUCCGUAGAACAAAACGAGUCUAAAUUAUGGGCAAACGCCGAACAAUGCUUUUUUAACACGCCCAAGCAAAAGAAAAAUGUGCCCUUAGAUGGCGUUCAGAUCACUUGCAUGAGUGAAUACUCCCCAGUUCCUCUAAAACUCACUUGUAGCAACGAAUUCUUCAGAUCACCGUAAUCAAAUGCAAAUUAUCAAAUUGUAUCCUUGUUGAAGUUUCGUGUUGCAUGAAACGCGGAAGUUGUACACUUUUGCUCCAAUACUGACAUGGUCAUCCUUUCCCUCCCCCCGUAGAUGACAGAAUCUUGCAGGUCAUGCGUUUGUGGUCACGUGUUCAAAGACGUGAGAAAGAUUUGUGGAAAGAGGUUCUCAGGCAAGUUUCCUUAUUCAGUUAGUGAAGAAAGUUUAAUCCGAGUGGGUGAAAAACAUUUAUGAAUCUAUAGACAGUUUGAAAAGCCGCGCAAUAUCAAGUUUCUUUUUUAAUUUCUAUGCUGUUUAAGUGGCCUGUAAGCCUGUGCCAAUACAUUUUGAUCAUCUCUGAAAAUACUCUUGAAGGCAAACAGUGAAAUUUUUUGUUGUUUUUCCUGCAGAAUAUCGCGCUCAGUUGUACACACGCUUGGAAAACAGGAGAAUAAAACAGUUGGUACGACAAAACCGAAAAGCCAGCGAAAAGGGAACUUCCCAACAACCUCUCAAAGAACACAAGGUACUUACGUGACAGAAAAAUAGAAAAUUAUUCUCGGCGAGCCCAGAAUAAUAAACAGGUCAAGACUUUUCUCCCACUGAUAUCGACCUUGAAACUCGUGGUUUUCCCUAGAGUUCGCUCGAGUGGAAAGGAAGGACAGAGAAGCGAAAUGCUAUGUUUUGAAUGGACUGACUUAUAGAGUUAUCACAGAUAGAAUGACCGUUUGUUUUCAUCACUUCCGAAAACUCGCUUAACGUUUAAGAGUCAUUACCUUGGAUCAUACUGAAAGAGCCUACAAAAAAAUAACAACACAAACGAACAUGAUAUCUUUCCGCAAAGGAGAACUUGCAUUUGAAAUUGAAUAACUGCCAUUUUGAAAUUAGUAGUCAUGGCAUCUCACUCUGAAGUUCUUGUAGAGACAAGCAUUUCGCGCGCACCUGGCGCGAACUCACGCGCGUUUGAUGACAAAUCGAGUCUUGGGUCAAGGAAUAGAGUUGCAAAAUUCGCAAAAAAGUCGUUAAAGAUUCAGUAGCAUGAGACGAUCCGUUAUUUUUCGUGUUCCCAGCUUAGUCAUUCUAAAGCUCAUUUGAUUUGCUUGGGCCACCUUCUUUUUCAGGAAAAUACAGUAUAAAAUAACAGAACUCAACCUUAUACUGAGCCAUCACGUCAGUUUUCCAAAAAUAGUCAAAUUUAAAAACGAUAAACAAUUUUUUGGCUAAAUAUUAUACCCGUAAGCAAUUUUUUUCUUUCAACUUUUAACCAUAGGGCAACCGGGAAGAAUCUUUAGUCGUUGCUUCAGCGCUGAAACUAAAGACCCACUCAGUUCAUUCUAAACCAAUUCACCGAAGAAUAAAAGGCAAACGAUAUUCGCGCCCAGUAAACCCACCAUCAAACAAAACAACCAGCGUGCCACCAGAACUAGUGUCCAGGCUUCCAAGUGCUCUGCAAGAAAUCAACAGAAGACUGACGGGACAAAACUUAGUAUGGUGGACAAUGCACUUAUUAUAACAGCUACGACUAUCACAGGAUCAACUAAACAGGGAGCGAAAGUGACUUCUGAUCAUAAAUGGUCAUACGCUGUUACCAGGUAGCAGACAUAGUUUCAAGACAAAUCUGGUAUCUGACCUAAGUUUCCCGCUGACAAACACGCUGAACUGAAUCACAUUAGGGAAGGAAAGCGUUUCAGACGCUUUAAAAAUUGGUGUCUCCGGCUUGUUUUGAUGCAGUAGAUUAUCAAAGUCCGAGGAACAUAACGAUGUUUGGAUAACUAUGAUCUCGAGGAAGGAGAUAGAACUGUUAACUAUAUACAAAUUUUAUAUUUAUGCCUUUUAUUGGAAAAAUAUCUCGGCCCGAACCCUUAUCUACUUGUAGAUAAGGAGCGACUCAUAUUAUCUACAGGCAUUACGGAAACCGGUCAUCAGUCGUUUCGUACCCAUCUCGGUCGAUUUGUACCCAUUCAACUGAGUCGUUUAGUGCCCAUACUAAUAAAGUUAAGUAUGUUAAAAUAACCGAAUUUAUUACCGUUAUAACAAAGGGGGAAAAAUCACAUUUACACUAGCUUUUGUUGUUAUAAACAGUACACUAUGCUAUUAAAAAUAUCCCAAUUGUUUAGUAGUUUACGCAAUAUAAUUUUGCUUGUAUCUUACUCGCUAGACUCUACUAACUUGUCUUAAGCAACAAUCAACACAACGCGCUGACGUUUCGAUUGAACGUAGAUUGGGAAGGAUACGAAUCGACCAGCGGUUUGGGUACAAAUCGACUCAAACUGAGCACGAAUCGACUGAAUUUGACUACGAAAUAACUUGGUACGAAAGUACACGUGCCUCUACAGGUUAAUUUUUAAAUAAAUCAUAUAUAUUUGCAUUAACGAGGAGGCGAGCGUGGCCUAGUGGUUAAGGCGCUGCACUUGUAAGCCGGAGGUCCCGGGUUCAAGUCCUCCUCCCUGCCACUGGAUGGAUUUGUCUUCGGUG